Messenger RNA from Botrytis byssoidea, 477 nucleotides. RefSeq lists its product as uncharacterized. The transcript has 3 exons. The coding region runs from base 1 to 477 and encodes 158 amino acids. NCBI's taxonomy places the organism in Eukaryota, Fungi, Ascomycota, Leotiomycetes, Helotiales, Sclerotiniaceae. The record is from RefSeq and is a predicted model, not a curated record.
AUGGUUAGUGAUGUAGAAUAUAUCCAUGAUCUACUCGAUAAUUGGUCACGCACAGUUGCGCUUAAUGAUCCAUGGCCACACGAAAUCAGUGUUGGCGCUUCUCUUGGAUUUACGACGGCGGAACAUGAGAAAGAGGAGAUUGCGAAGACUGGACCACCAAGAGCUCCAUACACUCUUUUGAUGCGCCAUACAGAAAUGGAAAACAGAUCGUUGAAAGAGAUUGGGCAGCCGCAGUACCACAAGAUAUCACACGAGCAGUUGGAAAAAUGUUCCGGAACUAUGCUUGAAUUGUUCGCCUGGAAGAGCAUCUCCCUUAUUCACAAAGGUGACAUUAAAGACGAGAUUGCAUAUCACCAUCAAGCAACAGCAAAGCAGAAGGCUUUUAUUCGGGACAACGUUGUCUAUGUUCCUCAAUUUUUGCAGAACUGCAAAUUCGUCACCGAAAAGCCACGAGGACUAUCUGAACAGCGGCAGUAG